AUGCAGCGGCCUGAGUCCAGCGACACCGAGCCGGGGUUCCCCACGGAAGCCGGACCCCCGAAGUCCAAGGGCGCAAUGAGGGGGUGCCACCAUAGAGUGUCCCCGGCCGCGCUCGCCGCGCACCCCGGCUGGGCGCAGGCGGCGGCGGCGGACCCCCCAGCCUUCGGCUCCGGCAGCCCACACCCGCCGGCCGCCCAGCCACCCGGGGCCGCCGCCUUUCCCUUCGCGCACAGCCCUCCCGGCCCGGGCGGCGGCGGCGGCGCCUACCAGGGAGCGCUGCUGGCGCGCGAGCAGUAUCCGGCCCCGCUCGGGCGGCCGGUGGGCGCCGCGUACCCCGCCGCGUACCCGGCCUACGUGAGCACCGAGGUGGCCCCGUCCUGGGCCUCCGGAGCCUUCGAGGGCGGCGUCCUACACAGCCUGCAGGGCCGCCCGGCCGGCCUCUCGGGACGCAGAGCCGCCUUGGUGUCGGACUUCUUGGAGGAGUUCCCCGGCGAGGGUCGGGAGUGUGUCAACUGUGGGGCCCUGUCCACACCGCUGUGGCGCCGAGACGGCACCGGCCAUUACCUGUGCAAUGCCUGCGGCCUCUACCACAAGAUGAACGGCGUCAACCGGCCACUUGUGCGGCCGCAGAAGCGCCUGUCCUCAUCCCGCCGUGCCGGCCUCUGCUGCACCAACUGCCACACGACCACCACCACGCUGUGGCGGCGAAACUCGGACGGCGAGCCAGUGUGCAACGCUUGCGGCCUCUACACGAAGCUGCACGGGGUGCCCAGGCCCCUAGCAAUGAAGAAGGAAAGCAUCCAGACGCGGAAACGGAAGCCUAAGAACGUUGCCAAGGCCAAGGGCUCCUCAGGGCCGGCAGGCAGCACCGCGGCCUCGCCUCCAUCCUCCGUCCCCAACCCUGAGAGCUCAGCGGCCACUUUGAAACCCGAACCCAGCCUGGCGUCCCCUUCGUGCCCUGGGCCUAGCAUCACCUCCCAGGCCUCUAGCCAGGUGGACGACCCUUUGGCUCCCAGCCACUUGGAGUUCAAAUUCGAGCCUGAGGACUUCGCCUUCCCCUCCACUACUCUGGGCCCCCAGGCUGGCCUCGGGGGGGCCCUGCGCCAGGAGGCCUGGUGUGCGCUGGCAUUGGCCUAGGUCCCCGGUCACCCACCGGACCCACCUCGCUGCCUGUGUCACUCCAGCACAGCGGAGAGACCAUCUGCCCACCGGCAAGAAGAGAUGGAGCCAGCAGGCCCUCGAGGCACUGGGCAUCCCUCAGCAGGCGGCAGGGAGGCCUGCUGCGGGCAGCAGCUAGGCCCAGAGCAGGAGGAAGGCUCAGCCCCCUACAGACAGCAAGGGACCCCUAAAUGCUGCACGAGGCUUGGAACCACACUGGGCACUCCAGCCAAGGCUGAGCCUGGGUGCCCACCGCCACCUUGAACUCUGUUGUCAACACUCGCCAUUGUCAUGUUUACAGGUUGCAGCAAUUGGAAAAAAACCCAACCUUUUGUUGUAAAGCCAGGAUCACAAGUGGAGUGGCUGAGGCUGGGCAGAAAAAGGAAUGAGGGGAGCAGCCAGCCGUGGGGCGCCCUCAGGCCUCGGGGUCUGCCCUUCAUGUCCCACCUCUGAAUGAUGGAGCCACAGCACAGAGAACUUCCCUCCUCUGAGCACAGGACUGCCAGGGACAGGUGUACAGGUCGUGCACUGUACCAGGACGCCACCCCAAGGGGAAGUCCUUCACACCGUGGCCAUCAGGGACCUGUGUAUUUAUUUGGACGGUUUUCCCAGAGAGGGGCAGUAAAGGGCCUUGUUCUGACUGAAUCUGUCUGUGAGCAUCUCUAGUGGACAGAGGAAGUACCUGGCCCCGUUCGGACCCGCAAAGGCUGCUGGCUUGUCUGUGGUCCCAGCAGAAUGGUUCAUCCCACCCCCUUCUCUUACAGAAGCCCUCCCCUCACAGAGUGGGAUGAUAGACGCAACUCUGCCAAGGGAGCUGAUGGGUGGCUCCUAACAGCAGCUUGACGUCGGGGAGGCGGUAGGGACUGGAGGGGAGUGGGGCACGCCUGCCCCAGGGCUACAAGCAUAUUUCCACUUAGGUGCUGCCUGCUACCAAGACCUGAUUCUUCCAGGGGAGCCAGAAACUAGAUUUUUUAUUAUUUUUUAUGUGAAGCCUUCUUACUGAAAGUUUCUUUUCCCCAACUCCCAAUUUGGUUCAAAAAUCUUUUCGAUGUUGUGAGCCAGCUAAGACAGCUGUGAGCCAGCCACCACCGUGCCACUGUUUGUUGUCCCUGGCGUCAGCUUCUAGAGUGUUUCCGUUCAUCCUGCAGUUGUCCCUUGAGGUUCAACCGGCCCAAUCUCCACAUGAUGUUGUCUUUUUUUUUUUUUUAAGACAAAUGAGGCCAUAAGGAAACAUGUGAAAUAAAGACCUUGACUUUG
Messenger RNA from Hipposideros armiger (great roundleaf bat), 2415 nucleotides. It is a transcript of the gene GATA5, whose product is annotated as GATA binding protein 5. Lineage: Eukaryota; Metazoa; Chordata; Mammalia; Chiroptera; Hipposideridae. Gene Ontology annotation, biological process: positive regulation of transcription by RNA polymerase II; cell fate commitment; cardiac muscle tissue development. Gene Ontology annotation, molecular function: DNA-binding transcription factor activity, RNA polymerase II-specific; zinc ion binding; RNA polymerase II cis-regulatory region sequence-specific DNA binding. Gene Ontology annotation, cellular component: nucleus. The record is from RefSeq and is a predicted model, not a curated record. The coding region runs from base 1 to 1137 and encodes 378 amino acids. The transcript is spliced from 7 exons.